AAAGGGGGGGGGGCAUGGAAGCCUACUCCCAUAAGCCCCCCUGAACAAAACGCCCCUGGUGGCCAUUGUUGUGCCAAGGGUAGGAGAUUUCGCCUUCACCAUCCACCGUGAUCCUCAUCAUGAAAAUGCCAGAGGCUAGCAUCUGGAAGUGCAAUCGGACCGGGCCGUUUGGAUGGUAGAGGCUGCUCACCUCUUUACUGAAGUCUUUACAGAAGUAAGCAUGUUUGCCCCAGCGGCAAAGACGGCAGGAGAAGGAGUUGCCCACAGGGUCGAUGAUGGUGACUUCAUCGUCGAUCUCGUCUGCCCAGUCAUUCCAGAAGUUUUUUGGGAUGAAGAAAGAACGUUGCUGCAGAAAACAAAAACAGAAACAAAGACGUAAGUAAACAAACUUGAAAAAAUCAAACAGAAAGCAACAAGGGUAAAGAUCUAGUGUAGUGUAGUGUUGCAAACUUACAUCUUCCCGAUCCCACUGGAUCGUGAAAGCUCUCCAGUUGAAUCCCCAGACGGAAGGUUCCAUGAAUCUGGUAGUGGAGUGUUCUGGGAAAGUUGAAGACGAGAAAGGAGAAGAUCUAGUGUAGUGUUUAGGGUUUGUGAGUUUUCCUUAUUUGCCUCAUGGAAGUAUUUAUAUAGUUGUGGAAAGGUGGUGAGUGCGGAUGUGAAGGUUUAAUAAAACGUGUUCAUUGAUUACCCCACUACUUCGUGUUCCGCAAUGGUUCAUUUUCCCGGAGUGAUUUGAAUCGUUUUGCCCUUUGGAUCCAACCUUUCAUUUAAUCCUACGGUUUGGACGCGGCCAGGCUUUGACGUUGAUUUAAUCUAUUUAAAUGGAACCCUUUGGAAUCUUAAUCAAUGGUGGAGAAUGCACGGUUGCACUAAUUCGAAGUACAACUGAGCGUAGAUUACCAGUAUUCUAACUUUGGAUGAUGAGAUGGAGUAAUUUUUUUUUCGGAAAAAUCUCCUAAUAAUAACCUCCGAAACAAAAUUUAAUGUUAAUAAUAUAUGUGGGUUUUUAUUUAAAAAAUCACACAUAUUUUUAUUUAGUUAAAUAAUGAUUGUUUAUUAGCUAAUAUACAAUUACGUAAUGAAGUUACAAAUUAGUUAGGAUUUUAGGUAAAAGUUUUGUGUUUAUGAAAGAUUAAGGCCAAUUAACAAAGGUUGUGUGUUACUAAUAGGUUUAUGAUAAUUAAGGCCCAUUAACAAAGGUUGUGUAUUAAUAGGAUUAUGAUAAUUAAGGCCCAUUAGCAAAGGUUGUGUUAAUAGGAUUAUGAUGACCUUAUGAGAGUGAUUAGGGUUUGUUGACUAGGAUAGUGCAUGUGUGAUUAUGGGUUGCUGACUAGGGUUUGUAGCACUAGAGGUGUGAUUAGGAGUUGUUGACGAGGAUGAUGACCUUAUGAGAGUGACUAGGGUUUGUUGACUAGGAUAGUGCAUGUGUGGUUAUGGGUUGCUGACUAGGGUUUGUAGCACUAGAGGUGUGAUUAGGAGUUGUUGACGAGGAUGAUGACCUUAUGAGAGUGACUAGGGUUUGUUGACUAGGAUAGUGCAUGUGUGGUUAUGGGUUGCUGACUAGGGUUUGUAGCACUAGAGGUGUGAUUAGGAGUUGUUGACGAGGAUGAUGAUGACCUUAUGAGAGUGAUUAGGGUUUGUUGACUAGGAUAGUGCAUGUGUGAUUAUGGGUUGCUGACUAGGGUUUGUAGCACUAGAGGUGUGAUUAGGAGUUGUUGACGAGGAUGAUGAUGACCUUAUGAGAGUGAUUAGGGUUUGUUGAGUAGGAUAGUUCAUGUGUGGUUAUGGGUUGCUGACUAAAUGUCUGAUAAUUGAUAUUUUGAAAAUAAAAAUUUAUUUUUUUCAAAAUAUCAAUUAUUAGAAAUUCAUCAAUAGGAUAAGUUAAGUGUGAUUACGGUAGAUUAGGAUUUUAUGAUUAGGAUAAUUUAGGUUUGAGCAGCACUUGUUAUGUAAGAUUAUUAUAAUUAAGGGUGUUUCACAUUGUAGUUGAUUAGGUUAAUUAAUGUGUGAUUAGAUCUAUUUGACUAAGAUUAUGACGUAUAGUGUUCAUUAGGACUUGUUCAUUAAGAUCAUGACCCUAAUUAAUUUAGAACGUCCUAAUUUAUUCAGAUAAUACAGUUAUCGGUAAUGGAAACCGCCUUUCCUCUCUCUCGCUGAAAAUGUCAAAUCAAUUCAAAUCAAAGUAGAUGGAGCCAGCUUGAAAUCGUAGGUGACGUAGGCCUGCGAUAGGUUCAGCUGCGUCAGACGUAGCAGCGCCAGCGACAGAGUUGCUUGAUUGAUCUUUACGGAACCCUAUGAAAAUCAAUCACGGUACAAAGUCAGUCAUUGCAGCACCACUAAAAUGUGAAAGAAAUUGAAAUCAGCCAAUCAGGUCAAGGUUUAUAUGAGACAAAAAGUAAUAAGUGGAGACCUCACAUGUGGAUGGAGGGUUUUAUCAAUUGUAUUAUGGCUACUGAAUUACAUAAAUGACCCCUUAUUAACUUAUGGUGUAUAUGAACUAGGGUAACCCUAUGAACUAAAACUUAAUUAUUGGACCCAUAUAAGCCAUAUUAAGAAGCACAUAAAAAGCAACCUUAUGUUUAGUAAAUUUUGUUUCUUACAAAAUUUGUUUUCAAAAAUUUAAAUCAAUUAUAUUUUGGAAUCUCCCUCAUUUGUCGAACAAGGACAAUAGGGUCAUUAUACGUGUGGAGUGGGGAAUGUAGUAAUGAGGAAAUGGGGACCAAGUACAGAGAUGUGAUGUUACUUCUAUGAAAACUGCAAUUAAAGCAAACUUUGUUUAUCCUGUAGGUUCUGUCACAUUUAAACAAUCACAACGGCUAGUAAAGGCACAUUGCCUAUAUAUAUGGACCUUUACUUUUAUCCAUUUAUUUAAUCACAUUCACCUAGACAAACAAGUUCUUCCCUUGCAAAUUAGCUUCUGUUGUGUGGUAUGGACGCUCCAAUGAUCCACCAGCGUCAAAGAUCCAAAAGAUAUGUGGUUUUCAAGAGUAGGGAGCCCGGGAUAUACUCUUCAUGGGGUGAGUGUAACAAUCAGGUUUCUGGAUUCUCAGGAAAUUUGUACAAGGCAUAUAACAGUGAGGAAGAAGCUUUGUCAGCAUGGAACCUGUACUGGGCCAGAGCAAUGUCAACGAAAUAUGAAAUGGCUCAUGUGGACAUGUCAAUUGCUGGAGAUGUGCAAACUAAAUCACUUCCUGGAGAUGAGUGCAUGCCACAACUUAUGGACAUUCAAGAACCAAUCAAGAGUUCUCAUCCACAUGAAGCCCCAACUGUCAACAAAGAAAUUGUUGAAGGCAAAUUAACAACUGGUGGUGCCAUUCUUUUUGAAAUAUUCGUGGGUGUAAUCCUAUUGAAGAUAUGGCAGCUCAUAUUUUAAAGUGUUGUUGCCUGAUCCACCUAAUUGUUGUUAGGACCUUGUUGUUAAUUAUGCUAAUUUGGGUAUAUAUACCCCAUCAAUGUUUGAGCCUAAUCCUAUAAUUUCCUUUGCAUUUCAAUUUAUGCCUCUUAAUAUUUGUGCCCCCCUCACAUGGAGAUCCAACUACAUAUCCACUGGAUAAAGAAUUUAUGUGCUGAACCAACUUUGUUUAGAUUGAACUAAAUAGUUGAACUAGUUAGUAAGCGUUGAGUUGCGUGCUGUUUAGUUUAAGACAAAAUUAAAAACAAACAUCGUCGUACGACAUAAGUAGUUCAAACCAAUUAUGUGGUGACACGUAACCACACUGGUUUUAGAGGGAAAUUUUUUGUUCUGACAAGCUUCUUCCCAAUGUGGUCCAAAAUAAGAGAAAAAACCAAUCACCAUAUGGACACGUAGCGCGUUUACUUUUGAAGGAAAUUAGGUUUCAGGAGCGAGAGCAUUCAAAUGUAAUCGGUUGGCUGAAUGAAAUCGUGACACGUAAGCUCACCUACUUUAUGUUCAACAAAGGUCUGAAGUGCUUCAUUCACAUUCUACACACUUGACACUUCUAGGAACUGCACCUCUGUUUAAACAAUCCAACAACCAAAGUGUCAACCUUUUUUCUGUCCCAACCGGAAUGUCCUUUACUGAAGAUCCCAUGGAAGAGAUUGCAUCAAUGAACUCUGCCGGUGUUGAAGCAAACAACAACAUGUUGGAGAAGGCUCACAUAGAGGACAAAGGGCGCGGAAACGGAAUGGAUGUUAAGGACGAUAUCUCACAAAUUAAAAUGGCCAUUAAAGCCCUUACUGAAAGGUGACAAAAUCACUUGUGCAAAACAAGGUGAUGAACACUCGUGUUGACGAGUUGAGCUUGACAAUGACCACCAUACAACACUCCAUUCAGCUGAUGGGGAAAUCAGUAUCUGCAAGUGAUGUAACACAUCUGAAGCACACUCCAAAACAAACAACACAAACUGAUGGAAGUCAAAGCUGCACCCCAGUAGCUGCAAGUGAGAACGUAACACCAAACACGACUGCUGUUAAAUCUGUAAACAAGAAACGCGAGGUGGACCUUAUUGGGGAUGAAGACCUUGACUUGCUGACAUAUAUUUCAGAUGAUGAAUACGUGGCUGAUGACAAUGACGAGGUUAUGCUUAGCCAUGAACAACACAAGAGUGGUGCCUUUUCUAUCACAUGGGGUCAAAGAUUCGUUAACCAAUCAGUCAACAAAGCACGCAAGACACCAGAACAGCCUAGCCCUACUCAGAGUCUGAUUCGUGCAUUCAACGUAGAUGAUGGACUAACAGGGAAAAAACUUUUUCAUUCACCAACACCAACCAAACGCAAGGGCAAAGAUUCCAAAGCCGAUGAAGAUGAAGACUUUGUUAGCGAUAGCACUGAAAUGUUACCUUCAUCAGAUCCCCCAAAGCCUGACAAAAAGGGAAAGGGCAAAUUGUCUGCUGCAAGUACUCCAAAAAAUGGGAAAAGGGGUAAAGAAAAACCACCUUCUUCAGUUGCUGAAACACCUAAAAAUAAAGGAAAGGAGAUUGAUACUGCUCUGAAGCCAGUUGAAGCUAUCCUCAAAGAGAUGAAAGAACCUAAGGGUCACACAUUACCUCAGGGGAUUCUAUGCUAUUUUCCCCCAACAGAGGAAAUGCUCCUGGGGAUGACUAAAGUGAAGCUUGCUUGCUAUGUGUUUCAUCCAGCUCUGGAGGCAGGGGAAGUGUUGAUGCGUUUGGGAGACAUGUCAUUGACCAGGCUAGAUUUUCACUGCAUGUACCCAGAGAUAGACAUCAGAUCAGAGAUGGUAACCUUAAUGAGCAUGAAGAGCACAUGCGUGCAACAUGAUGCAAUAACUCCAAUGGUGUGGUCACUUCCACCAGCUUUCGUGGAUGAUGUUUUCCAGGGACAUUCAAUUAAACAACUAACAGAGACAUAUGCUGAAGUCUGGAUGAAACCUUUUGAAAGACUGAAAUAUGUUUACCUUCCCAUAAGAAAUGAAUAUGGCCAUUGGUUCUUAAUGGUCAUCUCCCUAGUUCAUCAAAAGGAUGAUGUUUUCCAGGGACAUUCAAUUAAACAACUAACAGAGACAUAUGCUGAAGUCUGGAUGAAACCUUUUGAAAGACUGAAAUAUGUUUACCUUCCCAUAAGAAAUGAAUAUGGCCAUUGGUUCUUAAUGGUCAUCUCCCUAGUUCAUCAAAAGGUUUUCCAUCUAGACUCAUAUUUGAAUCGGAUGGAUGUUCUACACGUCUGACAUGAUCUCUACUUUGACCACCGCUGUAUCGGACAUUGUCACAAUGGGGGUGUACCCACCAUUGUUGACAAAGCUUGCUGCGAAGUUCCCGUCCUGGAAAAUCAAAGAGGCUACGGGCACACCGAACUGGGGAAACAGCAAACACUCUGGCAUUUGGACAAUGCAUUGGAUGGAGAUGGAGGAUGCAUUCAAUCCAAAUCUUAUUGUCAGUAUGAUGCCAAGCCCUUUGAGGAUGAGGUUGACUCUUUCUUUAUUGACUGGAUGGUACAAUGAGGAGAGGAGGAAGCUACAGACAAGCAGUGAGGCCUUCUGGGAUACUCUGACAAAGCUGAGUUGAUGUUGGGUGGUAGUAGGUCAUGCACAUAGUAGCUUAAGAUUUUUUGAGAACUAGACGAGGUUUUUGGUACUGUGUACGUUCCCCUCGUACUUUUGGUUUGUAAUGUGUAUGAACCUGGUUAAUGGUUUGUAAUGUUGUGGAUCUUGGUGCUUCUGAACCUGCUUAACACUUUUGGCUCGUAAUGCUUACGAAGCUGCUUAUUGGCCUGGGCCCGUUAACUUUUUAUUUUGGGCUGGCCCAGAAAAAUACAUGUAAUUGGAUCUUUAGGUGUUUCUUUUGGCACACUUAUGGAAAAAUAUAUGGU
This is a messenger RNA of Lotus japonicus, 6285 nucleotides long. RefSeq lists its product as uncharacterized. The transcript has 14 exons. Bases 4235 to 5644 code for a protein of 469 amino acids. Lineage: Eukaryota; Viridiplantae; Streptophyta; Magnoliopsida; Fabales; Fabaceae. Gene Ontology annotation, molecular function: cysteine-type peptidase activity. Gene Ontology annotation, biological process: proteolysis. The record is from RefSeq and is a predicted model, not a curated record.